This is a messenger RNA of Thamnophis sirtalis, 3557 nucleotides long. RefSeq names its product potassium inwardly rectifying channel subfamily J member 16 (gene KCNJ16). Gene Ontology annotation, molecular function: inward rectifier potassium channel activity. The record is from RefSeq and is a predicted model, not a curated record. Gene Ontology annotation, cellular component: plasma membrane. NCBI's taxonomy places the organism in Eukaryota, Metazoa, Chordata, Lepidosauria, Squamata, Natricidae. Gene Ontology annotation, biological process: regulation of monoatomic ion transmembrane transport; potassium ion import across plasma membrane.
AUCUUUAUUGGGCUCAUUUACCAGAAUAAAUCCGCAAUGAAAGAAAUAGUUCCAAAUAGAAUCUUGGUUGUUUACCUUUGUUGUUAUUUUUUUGACCUUAGGGUUUCUGGAAGAGGUAACGACAUUGGUAAUAAACACUGAGUAACUUCUAUAAUCAGAAUCUCAUUAGUGAUGUUCUCUGAGCUUAUUUUAAUGAAAUUGUAUCUCGAGAAGCAUAGAUCGUGGAAUACUUGGAACUGAAAAACUGGAAAAGAAAGCAAACAAUCAGCCAGCAAAAAAGAAAAAAAAAGAAAAGAUACCAUUAGUUUAAGAGUUGAUGUGGAAGAACAGGGAACUGUAACAGAAAAAGGGAUGAGUUUGUUACUGAGAAAGUAUAAAUGUGGAGUAGCAGUAAGAGGGUCAAAUCUUGGACCAACAGAGACUAAAAUUUAGAGAAUCUGCUCUUCUCUUGUUUUGCAAAACACUGAUCACUGAUUAUGGAUAUAUUCUACUUUUUUCUCCCUCUUUCAAUAUUGCACUAUGGAUUUCCUAUCAUUCUGCAAGCCGGCUUAUUAAUUGCCGACUUCCAUUGGUUUCAUCUCCUCUUAAGCCUCCAAAACUCUUAGCAGGUAUCUUGGUCUCCCCCCCCCCCUCUGCCCCGAGCUCCUUGAUCUGCCUGCCUGCCCGAGUUUGUCCUAUGAUCUGACCCACGAUGAAAUAAUUUUCUUGCUCUAUGUGUUUGCUGAAAGACUUUCUCCCACGUUCUGCCUUAAUAUCUCUUUUAGGUGAAUCCUUUAGCAGUCGGUUUCAGAUUGUCUUGUGUUAAUUUUGAUAUAAAGAGUUUCAAUAAAGAUCGUGUAGCUUAUAUUACAAGAUCCUCAUGAGUAUUACUCUCUGAGGCCCCUUAAUGCAAUCUUUCUAUUUCAGGAAACAGAUAUUGAUUCAGAGCCCAGCAAUAGUAUUUUCAAUUAAUGUCUGGGCAAACGUUCUUAUUCUUUCCUUCCUUCUACUAUGAUUUUCUGCAGAUUCAGAUGCCUACAGAUAAACAAGCAUUUUGCCCCAAGGCCAUAACCGCAACCCACUUAAAUUCUAGACAACUAGAAGAAAGAAAUGUUUAUAUGGGAGCCCUGAGAGGAAGUAAUUGAAGCUGGAGUUUCCAAAACACGCAACUGGUUAUAAAUGAAAAGAGAGGGACAGAUCAACAGAUGACUGAACGUGUCUCCUAAACUAAUUUCACAAUACCGACCUGAAGCAUGGCGGAGCACACCGAUAAACUUAUCAGCAUAGAAGCAAAUAAACUCAAACAUUCACAGAGUUACCAGGAAACUACAUCAGUGGGGAUUAAAAGAAUGCAAAAGCGAUUCCUUCAGAAAGAUGGCAGUUGCAAUGUUUACUUCAAACAUAUCUUCGGGGAGUGGGAGAGCUAUGUGGCUGAUAUUUUCACCACACUGGUAGAUAUCAAGUGGCGCCAUAUGUUUGUGAUCUUUUCCUUAUCUUAUAUCCUAUCCUGGUUAUUGUUCGGCUUAGUGUUUUGGCUCAUUGCGCUCCAGCAUGGAGACUUAUUGCCUGAAGAAGAAGUCACUCCCUGUGUGGAUAAUGUCAAUAGUUUCACAGGGGCCUUCUUAUUUUCCCUGGAAACCCAAACCACCAUAGGCUAUGGAUCUCGCUGUAUAACUGAUGAGUGUUCUGUAGCAAUCCUGACAGUUGUCCUACAAUCUGUGUUAGGCUGCAUCAUUGACACGUUCAUUAUUGGAGCUGCCUUAGCAAAAAUGGCCACUGCCCGAAAGCGAGCUCAGACCAUUCGCUUUAGCUACUAUGCAACAGUAGGCUUACGGGAUGGUAAACUUUGUCUGAUGUGGCGGAUAGGUGAUUUCCGACCUAAUCAUAUGAUAGAAGGAACCGUAAGAGCUCAGCUCUUGAGGUAUGUGGAAGACAAGGUGGGCAGGAUGAUAUUGGAGUACAAAGACUUAAAACUGCUAAAUGAUCAGAUCAUUCUUGCCACUCCAGUGACCAUUGUCCAUGAAAUUAACCAGGAUAGUCCACUGUACGAUUUUGACAGGAAAACUCUGGCUAAGGACAAUUUUGAGAUCCUGGUUACAUUUGUUUACACUGGAGAUUCAACAGGAACAUCACAUCAGUCAAGAAGUUCCUAUGUGCCAAGAGAAAUCCUCUGGGGACACAGAUUCAAUGAUGUUCUGCAACUGAAGAAAAAAUACUACAAAGUCAACUGCCUGCAAUUUGAAGAAACCACUGAGGUUUACGCUCCCUAUUGUAGUGCCAAGUAUUUGGAUAAAAAGGAACUAGAAUACACAAGUUGUGAUAAGACAACAAAUGGAGAACCAGAAAUCUCCUCCUCUUCCUCUUCCUCCUCCUCUUCUUCCUGCUCCUCAGGAAUCAGAAUCAGAUCAUUUAGUGCUGACGCUUUAAUUAUUCAUUCUGAGGUUUCUGGAGAAUCAGUCAAAAUUUCCAGUCCAAUGGAGCUGCCAUACGACAGAGCUCUGGUGACAUUAAACAGAAUGUCAAUGGAAUCCCAGAUUUAGCAAUCAAUGACUUUUGCAGAACUGUACAACUAACUAUAGCAGCUAUUAAGCGCACAAAGUUCAUUUAAAUUCUAGUGGUCAGAUCCUUGAAAGAAAGAAGAGAUUUACUGACAAAAUGUUAAGAUUGCACUCUGCCAUUAAUAUAUAACUAGCUGUUAACAAUUAUCUUUUUUACAAAUUAUGAAAUUCUGCAUAGUGGCACUGAAAGUUAUUUAUUGAAAAUUCAAACUUCUUAUCCCUGAAUUUGCAGAGGUAAUUAUUUGAAAUAUUAAUCACAUUAGUCUACAAUUUAGACAUAUUUUGGAAUUGAUCCAGGUUUAUAUAAUUUUUGGAGAUAGACCAGAUAGUUUUGAAACAACUAAUCUUUGUUUCUAUGUAAAUUUGUAGACUUUUCUUCAAUGUAUGCAUUUUUUUCUUCUUUAAAAUUACAAAUAAAAAAAUAACUUUUUGGGAAAUGAAAAUACUAAGAUCACAUAUAAACUAUGAGGAGAAAACACUGAUUUCACAGAAAAAUGAAAACAAGUAACUAAUUUUGCCAAAAGCACCUUAUUUAUUGCACUUUACAUUAAUAACUGUUACUGAUCUGAUGUGGUGAUAUAAGGUCAAAUAUAUUCAAGUCUAUAUUUGUAGUAUUUUCAAACAGCAGCUUUUAAAUCAUUUAAUAUUUAUGUGCAGAAAAUGUUAAAACUUAUUUUGGCCUAUUUGAAGAAAACAGAAGUUUAUAAUGUACAGUAAUGCUAGGCCUGGUUUUUACAAUUAAUAUAUAAACAUUUUCUCCUCAAUAGUUGAGACCAUCUAUUAUUUUAUUUUUAAUUUUUAAGUACUUAACUAGAUCAGGGCAUUUUGUUUUCUUUUUCUAUUUUGCAACCUCAACAAGUGAUCUGUAAACCAGACAAACCGGUUCUUUUAAGUGUAGGUUGAUGGCUCUUAAUUCCCAUUACAAGCAUCCUUAAACUUGCUCUUGAAAACCUGGCUUCUGACAAGCCUUCAUUGGUUAACUACUCUGCUGGAGAACUAAAACAUACUUACUUAACUAUA